UCAGUUACUUUUUCCGGUCAUGGCGUAAACGAAGCUACGAGUUCUAAUGGACGGUAGUACAAAGAAUAUUUCCCAUUUUACAGGGAUAAAUGAGCGAGGUUUGAAGCUUAUGCACUAACUGUAUAUUUUCCUUGCUACCUACUUCCACUGGGAGUGUAAAACGUAUUGAAACGGCACUAUUUUCCGUGCCUGAAGACUACCAAUAUUCCUUUUGCAAAGGAGCGACUCAACUUCCCAACUCGUUUGAGCUACUACAAGCGCAUUGUUGCUGCUGAAUUUACGGGAGUUUUGGCUUUGUUUUGAGCAUUUAGUUUCUAAGAAGUUGUUCAACCUCUGGGAACGUGUAUAUAUACUAAUCGGACCGCGUUGCGUUUAGUUUAAGCAUACCUAUGGUAUUAGGCCCAUCAAGUUGUGUUCAACUGUAAUAUAAAUCCAAUUUGACAUCCAAGAUGCCAAUUCAAACACCGCAGUGGACUGAGUUUCUCACUUGUCCAAUUUGCUACCAUGAGUUUGAAGACAGACAGCGUGGGCCCAUCAGUCUGGCAUGUGGUCACACAAUCUGUAAGGCGUGUCUAUCCCAGCUCCACAAGACGCAGUGUCCAUUUGACCAGGCAACGGUCAACACAGACAUUGACAAACUACCAGUUAACACAGCACUUCUUCAGCUUGUAGUACUUGGUGCUUCAGUGAUGGACUAUCCUUUGCCAGAUAUCCCAAAUGUUCGAGAGAAUUCCAGCAAAUAUCAGGCAGCAAUGAGGAGCAUUGAAGAACUUGCUAUGUACCUAAAGCCUGUAGCCUCCAGCCAAGGGACUAGUCAAUCCAGUAAUGGUACUAACGGGUUAAGCUCUAGUACAACUCUUACCAGGCCAAUGCAGAGAAAGCUAGUGACACUUGUGAACUGCCAGUUAGCAGAGGAAGAGGGCCGAACGCGUGCUAUGAGGGCUGCACGUAGUCUGGGCGAGCGAACAGUAACUGAGUUGAUCCUACUCCAUCAAAAUCCCCAGCAGCUGUCUGCGAACCUCUGGGCUGCAGUUCGCGCACGAGGGUGCCAGUUCCUUGGCCCAGCAAUGCAGGAGGAGGCCCUGAAGCUGAUAUUACUGGCUCUAGAUGGAGGGGAUCCUCUCUCUAGAAAAGUGCUGGUGUUGUAUGUAGUGCAGAAGCUUGAGCCCGUGUACCCUCAGGCUUCAAAGACGAGCAUUGGUCACGUUGUUCAGUUGCUCUAUCGUGCAUCAUGCUUUAAGGUGACCAAGCGUGACGAUGAGUCCUCACUGAUGCAGUUAAAAGAACAGUUUCGUACAUACGAGUCACUGAGGAAAGAACAUGAUGCCCAGAUAGUUCAAAUAGCCAUGGAGGCAGGACUCAGAAUCUCCCCAGAUCAGUGGUCUUCCUUAUUGUAUGGAGACUUGGAGAAGAAAUCUCACAUGCAGUCUAUCAUCGACAAGUUGCAGUCACCAUCGUCAUUCUCUCAGAGUAUCCAGGAGUUGAUAAUCUCUCUACAGAGAUCCAGUGACCCUGGGGAUCUGAGCCGACUGAGAGUGCACUUUGAGCGGCUCUCAGAAAUAGACACUGCACCAGAUGCUGCCCCACCAUCAUGGAAAGAGCUGGAGGAUGCUAUGGAGGCAGUGCAACUUGUCGUACAAGGGCUUGUCAGCUUUUCAAAGGUGUAUGGGAGCAAGAUGAAAGGAUCUACUGACCCACCACAGCCUAACAGCAACUUCAGUAAGUUCAAGACAAGCAUGUGCCGAGACUAUCAGAAGCCUGGUGGUUGCCCCAGAGGAGCCAACUGCUCCUUCGCACACUCAGAGGGAGAGUUAGAAAAGUAUGGUGGGCGUGGUCAAAGGCGUCCUAUCAUCAAGCCUAAGGCGACAGUCGUAGCACGUGGACCAUCAGCCCCUGAUACUUAUCUUGGGGUGGAACAUGGGAGUGUUGAGACGCAGGGAACACAAGUGUCACAGAUAAACGGAGGGUCUGCACGAUCAUCACCUUGUAUUGUGAGAGCGCCAGGUGAUAUCCCUCAAGGUGGCUUCUCCCAGCCCACCUACUCACGCCCCACCCCGGACUCUGUCAAUCAGCGCAUGAAACAGAUGACCCUGUCCUUCCCGGAAGGGAACUAUUCUGCCACCCCUGGCUAUGAAAGGGUGCCAUAUGCCAAUGGCAGCGAACGCAAUGGCUACUACAAUGGCACAUACUGUGAGCAUUCACCACCCUUACCUGUCACACCUAUGGGCAGCUCUCAAUAUGUUGGAACUUUGGUUGGGCGGUGUGAUUUGAAGGCACCAUUGCCACCACAAGGUGUUAUAACCCCACGUAGCUCGCCGCUCACUGUCCAGGAAGAUCCCAUGAAUGGCUCCCGAGAGAAUGGUCUGUCCAACGGACACUCAGAUAGCCGGCGACAGCCUAUGCGGUUGUCCUAUGACUCAAGGAGAUAUGGAGGCUAUGAGGCCUACUACCCUGACCAGUAUGGGUACAGCCAGUCUGACAUCUAUUCUGCACCCUAUUCUCGAGUCGCCUACGAGCAGCCGAUGCCAAUGCAGUACAUUCCCACAUGCCGGCAGACUGUAGACCGCCUUGACUACUAUCCUCCCAGCAUUCCUUCGCUUGGAGUGCUGAAUGGUUUCCAUGGUGAACCAAUGAUGAACGGUGUGCCUGUUAAUGGGUUCUCACGGUAUCGGGAAGGGCAGUUGCAGAGGAGAAGCCCAUUUAUACAGUCAGAUGAGGUCUCAGAUUCCCCACGUUCAGACAGUGAUUACGAGGAGUUCUUACGGGACCUAAGGCCUCUCCGCAAGGACACCUCUAGUAGUGGUGUGAGUAGCGCCUCCCCCCUUAGCCACUCCCCAGCCGCCAGCCAGUCAUCCAGUUCCAGCCUGUCGCCACGACAGGACAGCCCUCUUGGAUGGCAGCACCCUCCCAGUGAGAGUGACAAGAUAUGGCAGAACUACUUCUCAGAGAAUCCUGUUAUCCGGCCCCCUCCAGGCAUACUAUCUGACCCGGCCACACAGAUCUGGCGACAAAAGCAGAAAGAGGUACGAAAGCUUUGGCAAACUGACAGAAACCAAGACCAGAUAUCCAAGGACGAAGAAUAUGCACGCAAGCUCCAAGAGGCAGAAAAUAGCGACCUGGAUCGUCACGUGACCAGCACCAUUGACGACAUGGCGAUCGUGAAGGCCCUCACAGAAGACGACAAUCCUCGGCAACACCUCGACCUGGAUGAUCUAGCCAAGGCCCGUAGAGAACAGGAGGAGAAAGACUGUCGGCUGGCGCACGAGACACAGCGUUUAGAAGGUCGUCAUGAGGCCAUACUUCGCAAGAAGCGCAUGUUUCUGGAACAGCAGGAGAGGAAGAAGCAGGAGCGCGAGGACAAGAUACUCGCUCAACAAAUCGCUUUCGAAGACGCCAAGAAAGCAGGCUUGGUAGAGUCUUCCAUCAAGCCUAUUGGUUACAAGUCAAGCGUUAUCUCUGGCCCCCCCUCCGCGACGUGUCCCUCACACGGGUUCAACGACUUCGGCGGCCUCGGUUACAUUUCCGGCUGUGGGAGCCCUUAUGGUGGCACGGACGUUAGAGACUCGGCAAAAAUGCCCUGCUCUCGUAACGGGGAUAUCUUUGUGCGGGAGUGAAGUAGGGAAUUUUUAGUAGUUUGUGUUUCUUUUAUAAUAGUUCAUGUUUAGCCGUGAUGCUGUAGCAGUUUCAGGUAAUGUUUGUGUUUUUUUUCUAAGCUUUGUGCGAGAUGAUGUGACUUGAAAGCAGCCUGCUGUUGGCACGGUGAAGUACACUAAACCUAUUGGAAAUGGGUUACUGCAAAUGGCUUCGAGGCCAAUUUAUGAUUGCUACAUUCAACUGUAUGACAGCACUGCGCUGCCUUCAAAGGUCACAUCAACUUUGCCUUUUUUUAAACGACCUUGGGUUUGAUUAGGUCUCAAGGGAGUGGUUCGCUUUGUACAUAGAUGAAUGGUGUUUCUGCGGCAAGUGCUUUAAGAAUUUGGGCCAGCAAAACCGAUUGAAUUAUUGUAAAAGUUGAGAUCUGGCCCUUGGUAAACAACAGCACAGGCUGUCGUCAUAUUUGGGGCAAAUAGAUAUGCGGAAAAAAGCUAUAAUAAUUUUUUACUUGUCUUUUCAGCAAUUUCAAAACCACUAAAAUGCACUCAAAAAGAAUUUCCAAAAAAAGCCUAACAUUUAGACUUGAUUAGCUAAAAGCCAUUCGCAAAAUCGAAUACUUUUUGGAAACGAGUAUUUUUUUUUCAUUGGGCGUGAUUUACUAAAAUUCGAGUUUUUUUAUCAGUCUGAUAAAAGUUAGUGAAUGCACCUUCGACUAGAUCGUCCCGAUAAUCGGCUUUUGUAAAUUUUAAACUAAGUCUGUGAUUUCAUAAUAGAUUAGAUCGUUUUCUGGAUCCAGUAAUUUUAAAACAUAUAGUGUGUUAAAAAACGUUCAAAAAAUCCAUUCUUAUUUUUCACAUGGAAAGUAUUCUAGUUGAGUGACAACUAAAUGUCCUCUUUGCCCCUGUAUUUUAGCAUUCCCCCAAGAACCAGCAUUUCACCCUCACUUCGGUUCUGAAAUGUCACUGACGAUCGUUGUUUAUGGUAAUAUUAUCCUGAUAUUAUCCAAUAAUGUGAAAAGUUAUUCUCGUAGAAAAUUUAGAUAUUUAACACAUGUUGUGAACCAGUACUCCCUUAAGUUGAUUCGCGUUCGUUAAGAAGACCUUUUUUUUUUUUUUGUUUCCCCUCACUACUAGUAAAGGUUUGCUCUUACUAGGUCACUUGCGAGGUCAUGAGCGUUAAGCCACGUGCAAUCAGCACCCUCAUCAGCCAUCACUGCUGGCGAAGUCUCGCCCGACUCACAAGGCAGAGGAAGUAGUCUGUCCUCAAUCAGUCAUUCGAGCGAUGCCUGCCGAUGUUGGCGCUGUUUGCACAGGGCUUAAGAUAACUUAAGAUAGUUUUCUUGAGCCGUUUUGCGCACUUGCAUGUGCGUUUGCGUCCUAGUGAGAAAUAACCUUAUAAGCAACCACGUUGAUGUUAGAGUCGUUAUCAGUAACCGUUAUGUAAUUAUGUUUUUUACCGCCCUUGAACCAAUUUGAACCAUUAAGGCUUGCAGUAGUAGCUCGAAACCACUUUUUCUUAGUACCCAUCCCAUUUGGUUAGCGGGAAUUAGGGGCCAUUAGUGAAUAAGAAGUGAUAGCAUUAGAUAUGGUGGGUUUAUAAAAUCACUCCUUCUAAGCUGAAUAAUGAUUUUUCCUAUUGUAAGUUUUGUAUUUUUUGUUACUGUUUUGGAUUUUCAUUAGAAGAAUUUUCUGCAUUUGUAAGUUUAUAUCGAAUAACCAAUCAGAGUGAAUUGUAAUGACCAAUUAGAGCUCGGAUGUUACAAGCCACUCCUGGCUCUAUUAACCAAUUAAAUUGAAGAUAAUUUGCAUCCACGUGGCUUACCUAGAAGCUUUCAUACUAGCGUCAUGCGCAUGCGCUUUGUGACUAUUAUUAUACUACUGCACGGUCUAGCAGUUUAAGAAAUUUAAUCGUUUUGUUAAGCUUGGGUCAAGGUUUUGAUUAUAAAAGGAAUCCAUAUUUUAUUUUUGUUAAAAUGAUUUGCUUGAUAGCAGCCUAGUUCCAGGCGUUCUAUCGGGUUUCAUGUGGUUGGGUUUCCUGUGGAUGGUAAGCUCGUCACUGCCCCCAGGCUACCUUACGGUUAUUCUCCGAGAACAGGAAACCCGGUAAGAACGCCUGGGACUAGGCUGGCCUGAUAGGUGUUGCCCGGCAGCGUCCUUUAGCUUUAAUGAGUUGAGUUAUGCCUUCUUGAAAAGUAGAGUGUUCAUUUUGGUAACAGGUAAUGCAAUAAAAAGGUAUGGAAAAGUA
This is a messenger RNA of Nematostella vectensis (starlet sea anemone), 5838 nucleotides long. RefSeq names its product roquin-2. The transcript is spliced from 14 exons. The record is from RefSeq and is a predicted model, not a curated record. NCBI's taxonomy places the organism in Eukaryota, Metazoa, Cnidaria, Anthozoa, Actiniaria, Edwardsiidae. Bases 450 to 3614 code for a protein of 1054 amino acids. Gene Ontology annotation, molecular function: metal ion binding.